AUCCGGUCUACAGGAACCAGCGGUAGAGUAUGAUUAUUUGCCAUCAAGACAAUGAUCGGUGGAUGCGCCGAUAAAAGCUCACUCAAAGUCACUUGUUUACGACUCCCAAAGAGUUUCUCUUUCUCUCUCUGUCUCUGGCAAAAAUCAGUAGUGAGAGAACGGUGGUGGUGGCUAGUGUACGCCAGUUGGUAUAGUACGAACCCAACAACCUCCACCGUUUGAAAGGAGAUCUAUACUCCCCUGUCCCCCAGCCACCUAUACAUAUACAUUCCUAUAUAUCGAUCGAUACGCACACAUUUCUUUCUGUAAUUACAUGAUCACUUCACCACUGUGAUUCGGGUCGGGUUUCGGAUGGAUCCGAUGAUGAAUGACGGCGGAAGAGGAAUGUACAGCUAUGGCGAGAUAUGGCCGGGGUUUGCUAAUGCGACGUCGUAUGGAAAUGUGGGUAUGGAUCUAAUGAUGACUGACCACAGAUCGAAUAUUAAUUCGAGAAAGCGGCGCGACAGGGAUGAGCGUGUUAAAGGAGCUUCCAGUAGCAACAGCGAUGGCAAUAAUAGUAAUAAUGCCGUGAAUGAAGGAAAUAAUAAACGGUUAAAGACGUUGAGAUCGAAUGAAAAUUGUGAAAAUAAAGCAGAAGAAGAAGGGAAUUCAGGCGAGGAGGCAGAGCAGCCUACAAAAUUGGCCGAACCUCCAAAGCAAGACUACAUCCACGUUCGCGCUAGAAGAGGUCAAGCCACUGAUAGUCACAGUUUAGCUGAAAGAGCAAGGAGGGAAAAAAUAAACGAGAGGAUGAAAAUUCUCCAAGAUCUUGUCCCUGGAUGUAAUAAAGUUAUUGGCAAAUCACUGGUCCUUGAUGAAAUAAUUAAUUACAUCCAGUCUUUACAACGUCAAGUUGAGUUUCUCUCUAUGAAGCUUGAAGCUGUAAAUGAAAGAGUGAACCCCGGCAUUGAAGGAUUUCCUUUGAAAGAAUUUGCGCAGCAAACCUUUGAUUCUCUGGGCAUGACAUUUGGCUCACAAGCUUCAAGGGAAUACGAUAGGGUUGCAUCGCCAGAAUGGCUACAUAUGCAGAUUGGCGGCGGGUUUGAAAGAACGUCGUGAGUUAAUAAUUCUUAUCAAUUGCCAAUAAAAGCAUUGACAAAUAUUCAUUAACUGCAGAAUUGUACUCAUUUCUUGAAUCAGAAGUAUAUUUUAUUUCCAUUUCUAUCUGGUUUGAGCUUUUGUGUCAGAACAUUCUCCCUUACGUGUAAGGGAAAAUGGAUACAAUUGUAACAUGCUUCAUUAUUUUUGUUCGGUAUGAAAAAAUAAUUGCUCUGCGGUUUGCUUGGUAGUCGAUUGUACAAUAUUGGACAAUUUUAGAUAAUAAAAAUUCGCUAAAAUCUUUUUUA
Olea europaea var. sylvestris is the source of this 1385-nucleotide messenger RNA. Its product is annotated as transcription factor BPE. The transcript is spliced from 6 exons. Gene Ontology annotation, biological process: regulation of DNA-templated transcription. Gene Ontology annotation, molecular function: DNA-binding transcription factor activity; protein dimerization activity. Gene Ontology annotation, cellular component: nucleus. Lineage: Eukaryota; Viridiplantae; Streptophyta; Magnoliopsida; Lamiales; Oleaceae. The record is from RefSeq and is a predicted model, not a curated record. The coding region runs from base 352 to 1098 and encodes 248 amino acids.